Geodia barretti is the source of this 825-nucleotide messenger RNA. The record is from the annotation of a GenBank genome assembly. Lineage: Eukaryota; Metazoa; Porifera; Demospongiae; Tetractinellida; Geodiidae.
AUGACCGAUUUGCAGGGCAAAGUCGCCCUGGUAACAGGCGCAAGCCGAGGUGUCGGACGCGGCAUAGCCCACGAGCUUGGAGUUGCAGGCGCGACCGUUUAUGUAACUGGCCGCAGCGCGACCGAUGACGCGACUACGGAAGACCUGGGCGGCACUGUGAACGGCACGUCAGCGCUCGUAACGCAGUCCGGUGGUAUCGGCAUCCCCGUGCUCUGCGACCACACACGCGACGACGCUGUAUUAGCGCUUUUCGAGCGCAUACGCCGCGAGCAAGGGCAGUUGGACAUCCUGGUGAACAAUGUCUGGGGCGGAUAUGAGGACUUCGACGCCGCGAAUUUCGUCGCUCCAUUCUGGGAGCAACCGAUGUGGCGCUGGGAGCUAAUGUUCGAUGCAGGCGUCCGCGCCCACUACACCGCAAGUCGUCUCGCCGCGUCCCUGAUGAUCCCGCGUAAACAGGGGCUUAUCGUGAACAUAUCAUCGGGUGACGAAGGCAAGUAUCGCGGACAGGUGAUGUACGACGUCGCCAAGGCGGCAGUCGACCGCAUGGCGUUCGCAAUGGCGCUGGAGCUUCGGCAGCACGGCAUCGCCGCCUUAGCCAUCUACCCCGGCUUGACGCGCACCGAGCGCGUUAAGCGCUUCGCGUCCGCCAAAGAGCUUACGAAUUCGGAAUCGCCACGUUACGCUGGACGUGCCGUAGUCGCUCUAGCCACCGAUUCAGCCUUGAUGGAGCGCAACGGCGGUGCAUACAAGACCGGCGAACUAGCUCAAGAUUACGGCUUCACGGAUAUCGACGGCACGCAGCCGCCUCCUUUCAGCUUCGGAUAG